AUGGUAAGCCACAGGAAGUGUGGAGAAGUCGCAAAGAUGAGAUCUUUGACAAGAAAGUUUAAAACGAAUGUGUAUGGGCCAUGUCUAAGAUACGAACCUGAGCUGGCUGGUAACGAUUUACCCGUGAAGUCGCAUUACUCUCAGAUGUUUGAUUACAUGGAUUGCGACCAGUACGAGGAGACAGUUACUUACGCUCAGUUCUUUGUAGUGGUCGUGGUUAAAUUUGUCUACGCGAGCGAGCAUGAGUGGGGCGGCAAGAAACUGGUUCGUUCCUUAUUGUCGAAUACGCUUGAAAUCGAUAAGAUCUCACCUCUGACGAAGUUGACGGCAGAGGACAAGGCCAGCAUCGUCCAUGGCCUCGUGGAUCAUUUAAUGAAUAAGAGGAAGACUCGGUCGGAGAAAAGAUGGGUUCCUUUGUUAUUUCUGUCAAGAAAACAAUAAUGGGAAGUCAGACGAUUCACUGAUGAAGACUAUUCGAGAUGGUUUAGUUGA
This is a messenger RNA of Eutrema salsugineum, 492 nucleotides long. RefSeq lists its product as uncharacterized. NCBI's taxonomy places the organism in Eukaryota, Viridiplantae, Streptophyta, Magnoliopsida, Brassicales, Brassicaceae. The record is from RefSeq and is a predicted model, not a curated record.